Molecule: messenger RNA, 2937 nt
Organism: Aedes aegypti (yellow fever mosquito)
Lineage: Eukaryota; Metazoa; Arthropoda; Insecta; Diptera; Culicidae
Exons: 3
Coding region: 1438-2892 (484 amino acids)
Biological process (GO): regulation of transcription by RNA polymerase II
Molecular function (GO): DNA-binding transcription factor activity, RNA polymerase II-specific; protein binding; RNA polymerase II cis-regulatory region sequence-specific DNA binding
Source: RefSeq, a predicted model, not a curated record
GUGUGCCUUUGAAGUUUCAAUGCAAUCUUAGAAGUUGAUUCCAAACUGUUUCACUUUAAGUCAACCUGAUAGAUCAGCGGAAAGAGCAUAAUAAAUCAAACACUACAAAACCAUGAAUGCUACAAAAUUCGUAAUAACCAUGAGUUUCGCGGGAGAUAUUACAUCCCCGAAAUCAGAAAACGUUGCUAAAGAAUGAGUUCGGAGAAAUAAAUUUCAGUGAAACGUCAUUUCGAAUAUAUGACACACCAUCACUUAAACUAAUCCAUCUAAAACUCCAUUCAAAUGCGUGUACAUAUCAAUUACCAAUUGCAUCAAAUUUCAUCCCAGAGAAAGAGAGAGCGAGAAAGAGGGAAACAAAUCUCCAUACAACCCCAUUUCCAAAAUUGGCUUUUAAUACCUCACUUCUCUAAUUUCUUUGUUAUUGGUGAUCCGCAUCAAUCAACGAUUCAAUUGGUUUCGCGUCUGCACUACUCCGUGUGGAAUGCAAAGGAUAUAAAACCGCGCAUCAUCAUCAUCGCAACAAAAAGAUAAACAAUCCAAAACAACAGCGACUAGCAUUUGGAAAUUGAGCACUGUUGAGAGAGCACGAGAGUUGCGAGAGAGUAAGUACAUGUGCCAGUAGAGCGCGGGAAAUUGUCCAGAUCAGCACCAAGUCGUUCUGGACUGGCAGCAUGAGAUAUGAAAUAUGAUUCUGACUGCAUUCAUUCGCUUAAAUAACGUUACUCGAUUCACAUCGUUUUCGGACAACGGCAUUCAGAGUGGAAAGUGUUGAAGACUUGUUGGUACUGAAACCCAUCUUAAGAAGCAACAUAUAUUAAUUGGAGCAGUGGAAAGGGACACUUUGGAACAUACAUUGGAUUGCCCGGAAUUAGAUUACGUGUCAAGCAAUUAGAUUACACGGAAUAAUUAAUAGAUCGUCAAUUUUGAUUGCUUUGCGCCUCUGGCAGUUGAUACGAUGGAUUUUGAAACGGAUUAUUUUUCAUCAUCAGAUGGAUUGAAAUCGAUUGUGUAGUGGAAUGACGUCGAACCGUAAUUUGUUUUAGAUUCGGAAAAACAAUAAUGCAACAACAACGUGAAGUGAAGGGAAGUGCCCUCUGCUUGCUGGACGACGGACCCCGUGAAACCAAAUGAAAUUUAAUUCAAUUUAUCCAAUCCAAUUCGCGCGCGAAUAAUUGUGGUUCGAAAUCAAUUUUUGUGCUACCCCGGGGAAUUUGAAUUCAGAAAAAUCUGUGCGGCUAUGGCAGAGUCCGACGGAUAAAACAACGGUCGGUGAAAUUGGCUUUGGCCUCGCGGAAUGUUCAUGCAAUUAUAAUGCGUGUCCCUGAACCAAGGUUUGUUUGAAAUGGAAAUUCAAAUUUCAAUGGAUUGUAAUACCGACUGUAGAAGAAUAUGAUUUUUCACCAGCAAUUGAGUAACUAGACAGCAUAGUUUCAAAAAAUGAUGUUCACCAAUUGGUUAGCCCCGCCAACGACAAGCCUACCGCCGGACACAAUCAUUGAAGUUGGGCCACCGCCAUUCACACGGUAUGCCGCACACAGCGCACUGGUUUCCGUCCACAGUGGCUAUCUGCGGGCAGCCCUACGUUCCGACAACUCGACAGGAAACGCAACCACGGAUACCAUUCAAAUAUAUGUCCCCAAUGUGACCGCAGAGCAGUUCACCCCACUUCUCACCUACAUGUACACCGGGUUUUUAGAUUUGAAUAUUGAAAACAUAUUCGGCGUACUACUAGCUACUCACAUUCUUCACAUGCCAAGAGCACUGGAAUUGUGUCGUUCAUUUCUAUCCGCCACCCAAUCGGAAAACUAUUUUGGAGGACUCAACGUUCUACCUUCUUCAGUCAGUACCUCUGGCGGCCUAAAACUCAAGCCAGAAUUGCUCGAAACUGGCAAAGUAGUGCGACCAAUCGCAAGCAAAGCCACCGGAAUUGGACUCAAUUUCAUUGCACCACCAACAUCACAUAUUCUACUCCCUAGCACUCAUACCCCAUUUAAAAGUCUUUCGACCGUUGUUGUUGGCACACCGACUGUAAUAGUUGAGAAUGCGGAAAAUUCAUCGCCACCUCCGGGGAAUGCAAAAAUAGCAGAGCUAACAGAAAAUUCUACUACGGCCGCCGAACGAACCCAUCAUGCAAAUGUGGACGAGAAAUCCCCAAAGGAACCAAACCAAAAACGACAAUCAAAAUCUCUCAAACGUAGUAACUCCAAUAAAUCGGAAUCCGUUGUUACAACAUCAAGUAGCACCGCCAAGGACUCCAAGGUUCAAAUCGACAAAGGUGUGAUCAUCGAUAUUGCAAGCUGUGACGGUCCGGUCCGCUUCCGGAGAGUCCUGAAUGAUAGCUACGGAUUGAACAGCAACAGCACCAAUGUUCUUCUGCCAGAUGAAUCGAAAGCUCAUUCACGCUACAUGAGUUCAUCGUUUCACCAACAGAUGGUGCGGAACAUCAACGAGCGAAAGCAGAACCUCACCACGCUGAAUGAGAGUUACUCGUGCGUUAGCAGCAAUAAGGACGAAAACAGUCAGGACAACAACCAAUCGCAAAGCUCACAGCAAAGUACAUCGGCGGCAACCAGUGGCGAAAUGUACAAUUGCAUCUACUGCAAGCACACCUUCAAGUCACAGUACUGCUACCAAAAGCAUGCCAAGCGCCAUCUGAUUCCUCUGAGUAUGGAUUCGAGCAGUGCUGGCAGUCUGACAGUGGAGUCUUCACAUGAAGGCGAUAAAGACACGGUGGGACCGAGAUACGAAAAACUCGGAUCCAAGCGCGAGGUCAAGCCUCUGGACAUGAAUGUGCAGUACUAUCCAUGUAAAACGUGCGGUAGCAAGUUUCCUAGCUAUUACUUUGUGCACAAACAUAGAAAAAUGUGCCACGCCGAGGAGGAGAUUAUAUAGACGUGAGAAGCAUCGAGUGGAAAUUAAUCAACGCAAUCAAACAGG